AGCUGUUUUUCUUUACCAGCAGUUAACCUAAAGUGAAGUAACUGGAACAACAUGGACAAAUUGUUUAAAAUUUUAUUUUUGGUGCUUCCAAUUUUUUGGCAUAUGAGUUGCUAUACAUUCGCUAGACCAAUGGUAGACGAUGACGAUGAUACAGAAGUUAUUGAAAUAAUUUCAAAUGAUAUCGAUGAAGGAAAUACGUCUUUAAUAGACUUGAGUUUUUAUGGCAAUGCUCUCUACGGAACUCCUGACAGUAAAGCAACUGGCGAACUUGUAGCUAAUUAUACACCAGAUGCUUCUUCGGUGAAUCCAGAAGAACUUGGUUCUUACCUUGAAGGUGACAUUCUCGUACCAACUGAAGCGAAUAGUGCAUUUACAAAAAAUGGUGUAACUUCGCUAUCAUCUCGUUGGCCUAAUGGUGUUGUGCCCUUCGAAGUUGGAGGUCAAUUUAGUGCUCGCGACUUAGCGACUAUUGAAUAUGCAAUUGAAGAAUAUCAUAAACGUACGUGUAUUCGAUUCAUUCCGCGCACAAAUCAAAAGGACUACUUGUCUAUUGUAAACGGCAACAGCGGGUGUUGGUCAUCGGUUGGACGUGUUGGAGGGAAACAAGAAGUUAACUUGCAAUCACCAGGUUGUCUGACUAAAAGAGGAACUGCUAUGCAUGAACUUAUGCAUGCAUUAGGUUUUCUACAUGAACAAAACCGACAGGAACGCGAUUCAUUCGUUUCAAUCCAAUAUCAAAAUAUCCAAGCUAAUGCAAUGCCUAAUUUUGAAAAAGCCGCAAAAACAAUGGCCUAUGGCGUACCUUAUGAUUAUGGAAGUGUUAUGCAUUACUCAUCAAAUGCUUUCUCUAACAAUGGACAGCCAACAAUUAUUGCAAUGCAAUCUGGUGGUAGUAACUUGAUGGGUCAGCGUGAUGGCUUUUCUGCAUUUGAUAUUGAAAAACUAAAUAAAAUGUACAAUUGCGGUGCAGUAGCAGCAGGGGGGCAAUCUUCGGCGCAAACAGCAGCUAACAAUCAAAUUAUUAAUAGUUUCAUUGGUGGUCUCAUAAAUGGAUUAGGACUAGCAGAGGAGAAAGCAGAUGAAACUUUAAAAAAUUGAUAACAUGAAAUUCGCUCAAAAAUUAUAAACAUAAAACGAUCGGCUUAACUCAUUUCACAUAUUAAUUUAUUGAAUAAGUCAUUAAACUCAUUAUAUUCUUGAUAACAGUAUUAUUAAAAAUAUAUA
This is a messenger RNA of Teleopsis dalmanni, 1224 nucleotides long. RefSeq names its product zinc metalloproteinase nas-4. Gene Ontology annotation, molecular function: metalloendopeptidase activity; zinc ion binding. Bases 52 to 1098 code for a protein of 348 amino acids. The record is from RefSeq and is a predicted model, not a curated record. Lineage: Eukaryota; Metazoa; Arthropoda; Insecta; Diptera; Diopsidae. Gene Ontology annotation, biological process: proteolysis. The transcript has 3 exons.